GCCUUGUGCAUGUGACUGAAACAACUUCUUCCCACCUCAAGUCAUCCAUUGAUUCUCUUCUUGCAAAGUUUAAAAUAAGCUUAAAGCAAUGUCGAGGCCAAGGAUAUGAUGGUGCUAGCAAUAUGCGAGGUGAGUUGAAUGGCUUGCAAUCUUUGAUCUUGAGAGAUAGUAAAGCAGCUUAUUAUGUGCAUUGCUUUGCUCACCAACUUCAGUUAGUUAUUGUGGCAACCAUGAGAAAGCAUAAAGGUGUUAGCAAUUUUUUGAACAUGAUUUCUAUCUUACUAAAUGUGGUGGGUGGAUCGGCUAAAAGAAGGGACAUGAUUAGAGAUAUCAAUUAUGAGCAAGGACAAAAGGCUUUAGGUUGUGGGCAACUUGAGACUGGGACAGGGUUAAAUCAAGAGCAAUGUCUUCAAAGACCCGGAGAUACAAGAUGGAGUUCUCAUUAUAAAACUCUAAAAAGUUUAGUCAACAUGUUUCCUACAAUAGUUGAAGUGCUAAAGGUUGUUGAAAAGGAUGAUAGAGAUUGGAAGAAUAGAGAUCAAGCAUCAAAUCUUUUGGUAUACUUCCAAUCUUUUGACUUUGUCUUCUAUUUGCAUCUCUUAUUGACUACUUUAACUGCCACAAAUACAUUGUCAUUAGCAUUGCAACGCAAGGAUCAAGACAUUGUGAAUGCCAUUGGAUGUGUGCAUUCCACUAGACUCCAUUUACAUGAUCUUAGAAGAGAUGGUUGGGACAAACUAUUAGAUGAAGUGAAUGAGUUUUGUGACUUGCAUGAAAUAGAUAGAGUGGAAAUGGAAAGUACAUAUAUUGAUCCUCGACAGCCUAGAAAAAAAUCAGGAAUUACAAACAAGCAUCACUAUGCAGUGGAUUGCUUUAAUGACAUUAUUGAUUGGUUAGUUCAAGAGCUUGAUAACCGAUUUAGUGAGACAACCUCUCAAUUGCUUGUUUGCUCAGCCGCUUUCAAUCCAAGAGAAUCAUUUCAAGCUUUCAAUGGGGAGAAUUUGAUGAGCUUAGCGAAACUGUAUCCUGAUGAUUUUAGCAAUGAUGAUUUGAGGGACCUUAGCCACCAACUUCGCCUUUAUAUUGCUGAUGUGAGAGCAGAUGACAGAUUCUCCAACAUAAACACUAUUGGUGAGCUCUCUCAAAAAAUGGUUGAGACAGGGAAAUAUCGUUUGUACCCAUUAGUCUAUCGACUUUUGAAGCUUGUGCUAGUAUUGCCUGUCGCCACAGCAACAGUUGAGAGAUGUUUUUCCAGCAUGAAGAUUGUGAAAACAAGUUUGUCUAAUCGUAUGGGUGAUGAACACCUAAGUCAUAGACUUAUUUGCUACAUAGAGAAAGAAGAAAUGAAGAAAGUUAGCAAUGAGGCUGUGGUUCAUCGUUUCAUGACAAUGGAAGGAAAAGGGCGUAAAUAUGAUCUCUAAGAGGUUCGAUUAUAUAUUUUGCUAUAUGGAACAUCUUUUGUCAACGUUUUGGGUUUUUGGCUAAAGUGAUCAAUGUCGUGUUUAUUUAAUUAUUUUGCUACGAACUACAGAUUGUGACUGGUGAGUGUUGUUUUCUAGCCUCUACUAGUUUUCGUAUUGUAUGUAUUGACUAAAUUGGCAUUGCCAUUAUUAGAAUACAUUAUCCUUUAUUUGAAUAUCA
This is a messenger RNA of Panicum virgatum (switchgrass), 1641 nucleotides long. RefSeq names its product zinc finger MYM-type protein 1-like. The coding region runs from base 123 to 1421 and encodes 432 amino acids. The transcript is spliced from 2 exons. Lineage: Eukaryota; Viridiplantae; Streptophyta; Magnoliopsida; Poales; Poaceae. Gene Ontology annotation, molecular function: protein dimerization activity. The record is from RefSeq and is a predicted model, not a curated record.